Messenger RNA from Humulus lupulus (European hop), 576 nucleotides. RefSeq names its product ubiquitin receptor RAD23c-like. The record is from RefSeq and is a predicted model, not a curated record. Gene Ontology annotation, biological process: proteasome-mediated ubiquitin-dependent protein catabolic process; nucleotide-excision repair. Gene Ontology annotation, cellular component: nucleoplasm; cytosol. Lineage: Eukaryota; Viridiplantae; Streptophyta; Magnoliopsida; Rosales; Cannabaceae. The transcript is spliced from 5 exons. Bases 1 to 480 code for a protein of 159 amino acids. Gene Ontology annotation, molecular function: proteasome binding; damaged DNA binding; ubiquitin binding.
AUGCAUCAGGGAAUUCCUGAACAGGCAGAUGUUCCACCAGUUACCCAAGUUCCUGCUCAGGCAGCAACAAACUCCCCAGCAAUCAUUCCUCUAGUGCAAGCAUCACAACCUGCUGCUGCACCUGCUAUUUUCCCUAAUGCAAAUCCACUGGAUCUCUUCUCACAGGGCCUACCAAAUGUGGGUGCAAAUGCUGGUGCUGGCGAUUUGGAUUUUCUUCGAAACAGUCAACAGUUCCAAGCAUUGCGAGCUAUGGUGCAAGCAAACCCUCAAAUUCAGCAGCCUAUGCUUCAAGAGCUAGGGAAACAAAAUCCACAUCUUGUGCAUCUCAUACAAGAGCCUCAAGCUGACUUUUUGCGCCUGAUAAAUGAACCUGUCGAGGGAGGAGAAGGGAAUGUUCUGAGCCUGAUGGCUUCAGCCAUGCCACAGGCAAUGACUGUAACUCCUGAGGAGCGGGCAGCCAUUGAACGUGUAUGUUUCUAAUCUUUGUUUAACCUCUGUGUAGUCCCUCUCUUGUUUGUCCUUUUAUCCAAGAGCCAUGAUGGCUACUCAAGAACAUUUAUUGCAUUUUUUUUAUUC